AUGUCUGCAAAGCUAUUUGUUGUGUUCUACCGACCACGUUAUGGAAACUACCUGCACUGGGCGCUGCAUAUAGAGCAUAGGCAAGAGCAUCAGAUUCUCGAAGUCGACGGCGAACAUCCACACUUUGAACACAAUACGUUCAUGGAGGAUCCGAAGACAUCAAAGACCUUCCUCCGACAAUUCUUCGUCGCUGUCCUCAGAGAGAGCGAUGUCGGGCGAGUAAGGAGUGCUGCACAGAGUGUCCCUGUGGACAACGAGACUGUUGAAUGGGAUUGUCAUGAUUAUGUGCUGGAGGUUCUAGAAAAACUACAGGAGGAUUCGAUUUUGGAUCAAGAUGACGCAGACUAUGUGGAGGUGAGGGAGAUACUGAUGGAAGAGAGGGGCGGUAUUCUAUAA
Messenger RNA from Penicillium paradoxum, 396 nucleotides. RefSeq lists its product as uncharacterized. Bases 1 to 396 code for a protein of 131 amino acids. The transcript has a single exon. The record is from RefSeq and is a predicted model, not a curated record. Lineage: Eukaryota; Fungi; Ascomycota; Eurotiomycetes; Eurotiales; Aspergillaceae.